Molecule: messenger RNA, 800 nt
Organism: Prosopis cineraria
Lineage: Eukaryota; Viridiplantae; Streptophyta; Magnoliopsida; Fabales; Fabaceae
Product: peptidyl-prolyl cis-trans isomerase-like
Exons: 1
Coding region: 59-577 (172 amino acids)
Biological process (GO): protein peptidyl-prolyl isomerization; protein folding
Cellular component (GO): plasma membrane; cytosol
Molecular function (GO): peptidyl-prolyl cis-trans isomerase activity
Source: RefSeq, a predicted model, not a curated record
UUGCAGAUUUUGUCUCCAGGGUGAUUAGCCUUUGAAAUCCGUUCUCAGGAGAAAGGCAAUGGCAAACCCUAAGGUCUUCUUCGACAUAACCAUCGGAGGUCAGCCCGCCGGCCGCGUAGUCAUGGAGCUCUUCGCGGAUACGACCCCGAAGACCGCUGAGAACUUCCGUGCCCUCUGCACCGGCGAGAAGGGAGUCGGCCGCAGCGGCAAGCCCCUUCACUACAAGGGCUCCAUCUUCCACCGCGUGAUCCCCGACUUCAUGUGCCAGGGCGGCGACUUCACCGCCGGGAACGGAACCGGCGGCGAGUCGAUUUACGGCGCCAAGUUCGAGGACGAGAACUUCGUGAAGAAGCACACCGGGCCGGGAAUCCUGUCCAUGGCCAAUGCCGGACCCGGAACAAACGGAUCACAGUUCUUCAUCUGCACGACCCAGACGUCGUGGCUGGACGGCAAGCACGUGGUGUUCGGUCAGGUGGUGGAAGGCCUGGAUGUGGUGAGGGAGGUGGAGAAGGUGGGGUCAAGGUCCGGGAAGACCUCUAGGCCAGUGGUGAUCGCCGACUGCGGUCAACUGUCUUAGAGAAGCGUGCGACUCUGACUCUAUGGUGGCCCUAAUCUACGCGAUCGUGUAUCUGAUGCGGCGUCGUUUUUCCUCUUUUUAAAACUCUUAGGUUUUACUUCUUGUGAUGGCCCGGUCAUGUGUAAUUUCUUCUCUGGGCUUCCCUUUUUUAUGAUUUCUCCAUGUCACUUGUGAUGAUAAAAUGAGGCCACCAUAAAUAAAGGUGUGAGGAUUAUUGGCAAAA